This is a messenger RNA of Colletotrichum chrysophilum, 720 nucleotides long. RefSeq lists its product as uncharacterized. Bases 1 to 720 code for a protein of 239 amino acids. The transcript has 2 exons. Lineage: Eukaryota; Fungi; Ascomycota; Sordariomycetes; Glomerellales; Glomerellaceae. The record is from RefSeq and is a predicted model, not a curated record.
AUGGCCGCAUCAAAGAACGUCGUGUUCGACGUCGUCGGCACCCUCGUCUCGUACGAGCACCUGUUUGAGGCCAUCGACGAGCGCCUGGGCGAGCGCCUCAAGGCCCGGGGCAUCCAGCCGAAGCUCCUCGGCUGCUGCUGGCUCGAGGUCGCCGAGCGCGAGUACACCUACCUUUCCAUGUCCGGCCGCUACGUCGUCUUCUUCAAGGUCUUCCAGUCGCUCUUCUACCGCUGUCUGCACUACGCCGGCAUCGAGAAGCCGCGCGAAUUCUGCACCGACGACGACGUCAACUACCUGAUUGACGAGUGGAAGAAGCUGCGCCUGCGCGAGGGCGCCGCCGAGUGCGUCCAGAAGCUGCGCGACGCCGGCUUCACUGUCUGGUGCUUCACGGCGGGCGACAUUGCGCGUGUGGGCGGCUACUUCUCGAGGGGAGGCGUGGACAUGCCGGUGGAGAAUCUGCUGUCGUGCGACUCGUCGGGGCUGGCGAAGCCUACGCCCGAGGCGUAUGCGCCGAUUCUGAAGAAGCUGUCUGAGAACGGCAAGCCUUGGUUUGCGGCUGCGCAUCUUUGGGAUGCGUCAACAGCGAAGACUGUUGGUUUCAACGCUGCCUACUGUGAGGCUUUGGAGGGAGAGGAGCUGCCUGAUAUUUUCGGAAAGAUGGACGUCGUUGCCAAGACGCUGCCUGAGAUGGCGGACAAGAUCAUUGCUACCUUCAACUAA